This is a messenger RNA of Parascedosporium putredinis, 2433 nucleotides long. The record is from the annotation of a GenBank genome assembly. NCBI's taxonomy places the organism in Eukaryota, Fungi, Ascomycota, Sordariomycetes, Microascales, Microascaceae.
AUGGCUACAGACGAAGAUUCCAAGGAGAAGACGGCGGAAGAGAAGGAUAAGGAGUCGAUGCCAGCCCCUGACCUUCCCACGGAAACGAAGAGCAAGCCCCCACCAAAGCCAAAGAUAUUUACAGUCGUCCUCCAUCCUACGGCCCAAAGCUUACAAACCGACCUCCUAAUAAAAGCAUCCACCCCUCGCUCCUCCUUGGAUGUAAAAGACGGCGCCCCCCUCUACUCCUCUCACCGCUGUGCCUCCUCCCAUUCCCGCGGCGAGCAUGCCGCCGCCUGCCAAAAGCAGAAGCGGGAACGCAUGGAGCUGGACGGAAGUAACAUCUAUGCUGUGGAGGGAGAAUACUUGGUUAACACAAUGGCGCCGUUGAUGCUUGAGCCAGCGAGGAAUGCGGAAGAGGUCAUGGCACUUCUUGAUGCUAAGGCGCACCCGAUGCACUCCGACCCGCCUCCUCAACCCAAGACGAGGAAGCGAACGGUUGCCGAGAUGGCUGCCGAUCAGGCUCUCAUUGCGGACCAGGAACGGUACAUGCUUCUGCUCGACGAGAGACUUUCGUCAACCGCAAGCGGCAACCAGGGCGCUACUGGUGGUACGGAUGGCGAUAUCCGCGCCGGCGCCGCGUUCGAACCUAGGUUCGAGCGGUUCCAGGUCAUCGCUGACAUCAAGAGAGAGCAUGCGGAGAAGAAGGAGCAAGAGAGGAUCAAGCAGGCGGAAAAUCAAAGACGGGUGGAGUUGCAACGUCAACAACAACAACUACAAGAACAGCAACGGCAAAUGGAGGCCGAGAAGCAACGCAAGGAGGCGCAGAUGCGCGAGAACAUGGCGCGACAGCAACAGCAAGAAGCGCAAAGGAAGGCGUUGGCUGCGCAAGCUCAGGCAACGAAGCAGGCCGCGGCCGCGGCCGCGAAGCAGCAACAGCAGCAGCAGCAACAAGCAAAGAAUCUGGCGGCGCAACAAGCGCAGCAAAACGCCAACGCCGCCGCUGCUGCCCAAGCUACGGCUGCGAAGGCUGCUGCGGCGAAGUCGACCCAGGCCAACAAACCCCCGCCCGUCAACGCCGCCGCUGCCAAUGCGGCGGCGAACAACGCGCACGCAAACGCCAUGCAACAGGCGCAGGCCACACCCCGGUUCCACCAACAAGUUGGACAACAACAGCCACAGGUGUCCUCUCCCGUGGUGCGCCAAGGGACACCGCACUCGAUGUCGUCGCCCAUGCCAGGAGCUGUGCAGAUGCAGCAGCAGGGCUCCAACAUGGCGGGCAGCCCUCCCAGGCCUCCUUCUGUCGUGCAGAACCAUACGCCCAUGGCAGUGCCCAUGUCCCGCGGCAUGUCUGCGCGUAACAGCCAGCAGAGCCACGCUGCCGGAACGCCCCGCAUGCCUAGUAGUACCCCAAAUAUGCCGAACGCAACCCCCAUCAACCGGCACUCUGUUAUCCAGACUCCCAGGAUGUCUCAGGCCAGUCCUCCUCCUUCUAUGAUGGCGCAGGCUUCCCAGCAGCAGAUGGGCACGCCAACCAUGAUGACUGCCCAAGGCGUCUCCCAGCAAAUGCACCAGCAGAACGUCAUCGCGGCGCAGCUGGCUGCUCAACAGAGGCGCAUGCUAGUGCAGCAGCAGCAGCAACAACAGCAACAACAGAUGAUGCAAAAUGGAGGCAUGGCGGGUGUCAACCUCAACGUCAACGGACAAGCUCUCACGCCCCAGCAGCAGCAGAUGAUCCAACAGCAACGCCUCCAGCAGCUCUUGCUCCAGCAGCAGCAGCGGAACGGCAUGGUCAACCCUCAGCAGCAGCUCGCGCAGCAGUACGCACAGUCGAUGAACCAGAUGCAAGGCCAACUAACACCGCAAAUGCAAGCGCAGCUCCAGGCACAAAUGACGCGGAUGAACCAAAUGAACCAGAUGCAAGGUCAGCUCACACCGCAAAUGCAGGCGCAGCUCCAAGCACAGAUGGCGCAGAUGAAUCAAAUGAACCAGAUGGGCCAGAUGCCCCAGAUGAACCAAAUGGGCCAAGUCAACCAAGCAGCCAACCAGAUGGGCGCGCAGAUGGGACGGCCCAUGAUGCCGAACCAGAACAUGAUGAACGGCAACGCGGUCAACAUGCAGGCAGCCAUGCUCCAGAUGCAGCAGCAACAAGCACAGGCGGCGCAGCAGAACCAGACCAACCAGCUCAACGAGCAGAUCCGGGCGCGCGGGCAGCUCCUCUACAGGAACAACAUCACCAACCUGGCGGCCAAGUUUGGCGGCUCGGUCGAGAGCAUCCCCGGGGAGACGCUGGAAAACUUCAAGAAGACGUGCAUGCAGCAGGCCCGCUCCCAAGUUGCCCAGCAGGUACAGCAACAACGGGUGCAGCAGGCGAUGAUGCACCAGGCACAGGCUCAGGCGCAGCAACAGAUGGCGAUGCAGCAGGGGAUGAUGGGCGGCCACCAGGGCAUGUGA